UUCCUCCCGCUCACGCAUUCCUCGCCGCAAACGCCGCACACACCAACGCCGACGCCGACGCCUACGCGCUCAACCCACGCGCACACGCACGCCCGUGUCCAGAAGCGCGUUCACGGCCGGGAUGGCGAUGGCGCUGGCGCUGGGACUGGGUCUGGGAGUGCUCUCCAUGACGAGGACGAGCGCGUCCCGCUUAGUGCGCUUGGUACGUACCGUACGUGGACGCUGGCACUGUUUGGUUGGGGGCGUGUUGAUUGAUGCUGAUGCUGAUGCUGAGGUGGCGUGGACAGCGGAGCUGAUGACGAUGCACGAGGUGCCGACCGUGUGGAUCGGGGGCUGGGAUGCUGUGUUUAUGGAUUGGCCGGGCUCGAGUAUGGGGUAAUUAAGAUGGUGUGGGGAGGGUGGUGGUGGUUGAGGAGAGGCUAGGGGGGGGGGGGGGGGGGGGGGGGGGGGGGGGGGGGGGGGGGGGGGGGGGGGGGGUUAUGAGUGGUGAUUGGUAGGAU
Molecule: messenger RNA, 500 nt
Organism: Aplosporella prunicola CBS 121167
Lineage: Eukaryota; Fungi; Ascomycota; Dothideomycetes; Botryosphaeriales; Aplosporellaceae
Exons: 1
Coding region: 122-379 (85 amino acids)
Source: RefSeq, a predicted model, not a curated record